Molecule: messenger RNA, 1995 nt
Organism: Schistocerca gregaria
Lineage: Eukaryota; Metazoa; Arthropoda; Insecta; Orthoptera; Acrididae
Product: L-serine dehydratase/L-threonine deaminase-like
Exons: 8
Coding region: 209-1168 (319 amino acids)
Biological process (GO): L-threonine catabolic process; L-serine catabolic process
Molecular function (GO): L-serine ammonia-lyase activity; threonine deaminase activity
Source: RefSeq, a predicted model, not a curated record
CAGUUGCGUAAGCGCACACGCUGUCGCACGAGUGUACAAACGAAGCGUCAAGUAGUUACGAGGGACACAGUGCCGCAAGCUGUUGUCAGCUUCUAACCUCGUAUGCGCCAUACCCCUUGAUAUUAUAAUCUGAUGACAAGCCCUGUAAGCACCUGAUGCACGUUGACCACAGUGGUGUUUUGCUGGAGCUCACUGAAAGACCACAACUAUGUCACCAAUAAACCUCCACUGUCAAACACCCUUGAAGAAAGUUGAUGUCCUCAGUCAGUAUCUGCCAGGUCGUGAUGUUUAUCUCAAAAUGGAGUCUAGCCAAGUGACUGGGUCAUUCAAAAUGCGGGGCAUUGGCUGUAGAGCCCGAAAGGCAGUGGAGAAUGGGUGCACACAUCUGCUCAGUUGUUCAGGAGGAAAUGCUGGCCUGGCUACAGCAGAAGCUGCCCGACUGCUCUCAGUACCCUGCACCGUUGUUGUUCCACAAACAACCACCCAGAGAAUGAUUUCAAGAAUCCAGGAGAAAGGUGCCACAGUCAUUCGUCAUGGCGAUAAUUUUAAUACUGCCCAACACAAGGCUUUCGAAUUAGUGAAUGAAAUUAAGGGAUCAGUGUAUGUUUCACCUUAUGAUCACCCAGAUAUAUGGGAAGGUUGCACAACUGUUGUACAAGAACUGAGUUCAGAAAUGUCCGAGAGACCAGCUGUAAUAGUUGCGUCUGUAGGGGGUGGUGGCCUGUUGACAGGUAUUUUGGAUGGCCUCAAGGAAGUAGGCUGGCAAGAUGUACCUGUCCUUGCAAUGGAAACAAAUGGUGCCCACUGUUUCAACCUAUCUAUGAAAGCUUCACAAAUUGUAGCAAUGGAAAAAAUAACCAGUAUAGCUACAUCCCUGGGAGCAAGAACAGUUACUGAGGGACUAAUGGAACGUGUGCCCCACUUUAAAGUAAUAUCUGAAGUUGUAGAGGACAAGGCAGCAGUUCAGAGCUGUCUGAAGUUUGCAGAACUGGAGAAUGUGGUGGUGGAACCUGCAUGUGGAGCCACACUGGCAGCCCUCUACUCCGGUAUUCUGUCGAAGCUGGACUCUGAGCACCGCAUUCCACCAGGUCCUGCUGUUCUCAUUGUAUGUGGUGGUACUGGAGUUACUCUGGAUCAGCUGCAGACUUGGGCUACACAACUGCAGUAACUAGUGUAGUCCAUGUGUACAAAUUAUAUCACAUGAUGGUACUUUUCCUUUUUCUACAGACAUAAUACAGUAGUUAAUGCUGAAAAAUUCAGGGACUCCAAGAACUAUUUACAACAAAAAAUGUUUAAUGUGAAAAUAUAGUGAGAUAUCUGUCCAAAUAUGGUUGCACUGAAUAUAACAGCUUAUGUUUUACAAACCAGAGCUUUAAUUUUGGACCACACCAUGAGAAUGACCCAUUUCCUUCAUGCCUUUCCGUAAUCAUAGGUAACUGUAAAAUCUAGAAGAAAAGCUAAACUGUAUUAUUUAAGCUACAGAAUUAGAGAUGAAAUAAUGAGAAUGGAAUGGUGACACUUCAGAGUUAAAUAGCAAUAGGUAUUCUGAACAACCUUUAAGACAUUUGCAUAAUAUUUUCUCUAUGCUUGAUGAAAAUUUGUAAGAUCUGGGCUAUGUGUGCUUAUAGUCUUGAAUGGUUGGUGCAAAGCAUAAAUAAAUCAGUAGUGGCACCUGAAGUUCUGCUAUAGGCCAAUGCUGUCAAAUCACACGUACUGAAAUGCUACUGCAUGAAUACGUAGAUUGGUUGUGAAGGAGCUUUUUCUUUUUCUAUGGACAGAUCAUAAUUUUUUACAACAUGUUUACUGCUGCAUGGCGUAGUGAUGGAUGUUUCACUGCCAGGCCACAGUGUCGUGCAGAGCUGUGGCUGCUGGUGGCCUCUAAGCUGUCAAAAUGUUAAUGAUAUAGAUAUCCUUCAUGUUAUAAUAAUAAUGUGUGUGUAAGGCAUUUGUUGGUGAUAAAGAUUGCCGUAGAACACUAAUACAAUGAUGUUUCAU